Candida dubliniensis CD36 is the source of this 513-nucleotide messenger RNA. It is a transcript of the gene MVB12, whose product is annotated as Mvb12p. Lineage: Eukaryota; Fungi; Ascomycota; Pichiomycetes; Serinales; Debaryomycetaceae. Bases 1 to 513 code for a protein of 170 amino acids. The record is from RefSeq and is a predicted model, not a curated record. The transcript is spliced from 2 exons.
AUGAUUGAUACAGAUAAACUGGAUCCAAUAUUAAAACAAAUUCCAUUAAUCAAAAAUCCUACAUUUCAACCACCAAGACCAAUUACUUUAAGUAAUAAUUAUAAUAAAUUAAUUCCAACAUUAUCAACAACAGUAAUCCCACCAAAAUUAAAUAUAUCUGAUACAGAAAUUGAUAGUUGGUUAAAUGAAAUACGAUCACUUCGUCAACAAAUUAUAAAUAAACAAAUUAAUAGUAAUAGUCAUAGUCAUAGUAAUCAUAAUAAUGGACAAAGUGAUAAAUAUGAAAAAUGGAUUCGAGAACAAAGUAAUAAGAUUGCUCCUGGAUUUAAUUAUACAGUUAUGCAACCACAGAAACCAAUAAGAAUUCAAGAUAGGAAAUUAAUUUCUAAAGAAGAAGUAGAGGCAGAAGAGGCAGCAGAGGAAGUGGAAAGUGAUAAUGAUAAUGAUAAUGAAUUUGGUUAUGAUGAAAUGAAUGAAUUAGAUAGAAUAUUUGGCAAAACGAAAUUAAAUUGA